AUUUAGUUUUAUUGAAAUUAUUGUGUGAUUGACAUUUUUGGAAAAGUUUGUUUGUCAUCCGAAAAUUUAUGUGUUUCAACACUUGCUUGAAACGUAACCUAACCGAGUAACUUGGUCUAUUGGGUGAUGACUGCGCUAUACAUAACUGAAAAUGUCUACAAUUAUACAACCUAUUGUAGUUUGUCACUGCGUUAAUGAGUUGAUCAAACAAAAAAUGCUACUGCUUUGAACAGAAAAGUGGAGUUGUCCACUCUGGGUUUUUCCUAACGUUCAAAUAGUUUAGUGGCGAGCAUUUUCCAGAGUGUAGCGCCCCAUCUUUCUCUUUGUGGGACCACUUCUCUUGUUGUUUUCCCGUCUUUUUGUUUCUAGCCGAUCUAGCCGACACUCUCCUCCGACUUUCUGAGUGGGCGCACAGUCGAACUGGCUUGCCGUACGCCCUGAAACAAUCCGAUACGAUCCGAUUCGAUCCCCGGCGAGAUCCCAACGGGCCGUUCGGUUCAGUUCCGCUAGUCAGUUGGCCGCGCUCGACGGAACAGUCGUUAUUCCGCUGACCUCGGCGAUCGGCGUUUUAGUACCUCCUCGGGUUGGGUCACCUGUUUUGGGGGAAUUCGCACGACGAGCACGUACGGCUUGUUCUAGCCGAUUCCCCAUCAGUGUUCUCAACUGUAGAUACCAAAAGCGAAACUAACUCACGAUGUAAUAAGCCAAAACAAACAGUUCGCGUUUAGAUUAGUGGAGUGUUUUAAGGGGUUACCACAAUUUGACGGUAGAAACAAGACCAAAACCUGAAAAGGCCUUUUUUGCAAGUGAAACUUAAUGUUAUAAAGCAUACAAUUUUUGUUCAGCACUUAAAGUGCUUUGUGCCCACAACCAAAAUAAAAACAAAUUAACUUGAACAGUAUUUUGUCGAACAUCAACUUUUAAAGAUGCCACAGGGUCAUCAAAAAACAAUUUGAAAUAUAAAUAACGACACUACAAAUCUGUUCGAAAUAUGAGUUUAUUGUGGAUAUAAUUAACUAAUUAGGAAAGCUUUUUAAACAUUUCAAUUGUUUGUCGCUCGGUGCGGUUUUUCCUAUUCCAAUAUAAAACCUGUGCUCAAAACCAGAAAAAUAUCCUCAAGUUUCUAAGGGUUUUCGAGUCUCGACCAUAGAAAAACUGCAAUAAAACUUUAAGAAACGGCCAAUGCAGGGCUAGCAAAACAGCUCGGUUGGCGAAGCAAUGGAGUGGACGUGGUUUAAGGACUGGUGGCGCCUGAAGAAGCUCAGGUCGCGCCACCAGCGGCACAAGAAGAAGCUCGAGGCAGCUGCCGCAGCGGCUGGAGCUGCAGUGACCGCUGCGGCGGUGCUUCCUGGUGCGGAAUGCUUGGAGGGAGCCGGCCAAGGGGAUCCGCAGAACAGUCGCCGCCACAGCCUGGACGCACUGCCAUCCCACGGAACGGGGGCCAGGCGUCGCAGGGGGCGUGGUCGCGACAGGCUGCGCCGGAACCGGCUGCUGCAACGCCAGCGACGGAGCCAAAGUGCCGGAGCCCACAGUCAGCCGGGCACGGGAAUUCCGCUCGGCAGAGGCAAAGACAACCAGGACGAAGAUGAUGACGGGGAGUACGGACCCUUCAACGUCAGCGAUUACGAGGACUACGGUCCAAGUCAUGGCAGCGGAGAGGACAGCGAUGAUUUCUGCUUCUGCGAUGUCUGUAUGAAUGGCGACACUGACUUCGGGGACAGCAAUGACGGCAUGGACUCCGACACGAGCACCUCGUCCAGCAACAGCAAGCAGGUGGUCGUCGGCAUCUGCGCGAUGGCCAAGAAGACCCAGUCGAAGCCGAUGAAGGAGAUCCUCACGCGGCUCGGCGAGUUCGAGUUCAUCAAGCUAGUGACAUUCGAGGAGAACGUGAUCCUGCGGGAACCCGUCCAGAACUGGCCCACCUGCGACUGCCUGGUGUCGUUCCACUCGAAGGGCUUCCCGCUGGAGAAGGCCAUCGAGUACGCCCAGCUGCGGAACCCCUUUGUGCUGAACAACCUGCACAUGCAGUACGACAUUCAGGACAGGAGGCGGGUGUACGCCAUCCUCGAGAAGGAGGGCAUCGAGAUACCCCGCUACGCGGUCCUCGAUCGCGACUCUCCGGAUCCGAAGCAUCACGAGCUGAUCGAGUCCGAGGAUCAUGUGGAGGUCAACGGCAUCACCUUCAACAAGCCGUUCGUGGAGAAGCCCGUCUCGGCGGAGGACCACAACAUAUACAUCUACUACCCGACGUCGGCGGGCGGUGGCAGUCAGCGGCUCUUCCGGAAGAUCGGGAGCCGGAGCAGCGUGUACUCCCCGGAGUCGAGGGUGCGCAAGACGGGGUCGUUCAUCUACGAGGACUUCAUGCCCACCGAUGUGUACUUUUCAGGCACGGACGUCAAGGUGUACACCGUGGGGCCGGACUACGCCCACGCGGAGGCGCGCAAGAGUCCCGCCCUGGACGGCAAGGUGGAGCGGGACAGCGAGGGCAAGGAGAUCCGCUACCCGGUGAUCCUCAACCACUCCGAGAAGCUCAUCUCGCGCAAGGUGUGUCUGGCCUUCAAGCAAACCGUCUGCGGAUUCGAUCUGCUGCGCGCCAACGGCAAGAGCUACGUGUGCGACGUCAACGGGUUCAGCUUCGUGAAGAACUCGAACAAGUACUACGACGACUGCGCCAAGAUCCUGGGCAACAUGAUCCUCAGGGAGCUGACGCCCACGCUGCACAUCCCCUGGAGUGUGCCCUUCCAGCUGGACGAUCCGCCCAUCGUGCCCACCACCUUCGGCAAGAUGAUGGAGCUGCGCUGCGUGGUGGCCGUCAUCCGGCACGGCGACCGCACGCCCAAGCAGAAGAUGAAGGUGGAGGUGCGGCACCCCAAAUUCUUCGAGAUCUUCGAGAAGUACGACGGCUACAAGCUGGGCCACGUCAAGCUGAAGCGACCCAAGCAGCUGCAGGAGAUCCUGGACAUCGCCCGCUUCCUGCUCAGCGAGAUCCACACGAAGGCCCACGCCGAGAUCGAGGAGAAGGAGAGCAAGCUGGAGCAGCUGAAGAACGUCCUCGAGAUGUACGGCCACUUCUCGGGCAUUAACCGCAAGGUCCAGAUGAAGUACCAGCCGAAGGGUCGGCCGCGCGGCUCCAGCUCCGAUGACACCAAUCUAGCAGCGGAACAGCCCGUGGAGCCAUCGCUGGUCCUCAUCCUCAAGUGGGGCGGCGAACUGACGCCAGCCGGUCGCAUCCAGGCGGAGGAGCUCGGCCGCAUCUUCCGGUGCAUGUAUCCCGGAGGCCAGGGAAGGUCGGACUACUCGGGCACCCAGGGCUUGGGCCUACUAAGGUUGCAUUCGACGUUCCGGCACGACCUGAAAAUCUACGCCUCGGAUGAGGGCCGAGUUCAGAUGACGGCUGCUGCCUUCGCCAAGGGUUUGCUGGCCCUGGAAGGCGAGCUCACUCCCAUUCUCGUCCAGAUGGUGAAGAGUGCCAACACGAAUGGGUUGUUGGACAACGAUUGCGACUCCAGCAAGUAUCAAAACCUGGCUAAAGGUCGCCUCCAUGAGCUUAUGCAGAACGAUCGGGAGUUCACCAAGGAGGACCGCGAGCUGAUCAAUCCGUGCAACAGCAAGUCGAUCACCCAGGCGCUGGACUUCGUGAAGAACCCGGUGGACUGCUGCCACCACGUGCACCUGCUCAUCCGCGAGCUGCUGCACAUCAUCAGCAUCAAGAAGGACGACCCGAAGACCAAGGAUGCCAUUCUGUAUCACGGCGAGACCUGGGACCUGAUGCGCUGCCGCUGGGAGAAGAUCGAGAAGGACUUCAGCACGAAGUCGAAGCUGUUCGACAUCUCCAAGAUCCCGGACAUCUACGACUGCAUCAAGUACGACCUGCAGCACAAUCAGCACACGUUGCAGUACGACCAGGCGGAGGAGCUGUACAUCUACGCGAAGAACCUGGCCGACAUCGUCAUUCCGCAGGAGUACGGACUGACGCCGCAGGAGAAGCUGGCCAUUGGGCAGGGCAUCUGCUCGCCGCUGCUGCGGAAGAUCAAGGGCGACCUGCAGCGGAACAUCGAUGAGGUGGAGGACGAGUUCAUGAACCGCCUGAAUCCGCACUACAGCCACGGCGUGGCCAGUCCGCAGCGGCAUGUCCGCACCCGGCUCUACUUCACCAGCGAAUCGCACGUGCACUCGCUGCUCACAGUGCUGCGCUACGGGGGAUUGCUCAAUGUGGUCACCGACGAGCAGUGGCGGCGGGCCAUGGACUACAUCUCGAUGGUGUCGGAGCUCAACUACAUGUCGCAGAUCGUCAUCAUGCUCUACGAGGACCCCACCAAGGACCCCACCUCCGAGGAGCGCUUCCACGUCGAGCUGCACUUCAGUCCGGGCGUCAACUGCUGCGUGCAGAAGAACCUGCCGCCGGGUCCCGGAUUCCGGCCGCAUUCGCACGGCGACAAUGCCUGCAACGUGAGCCUGCAGUCCUCGGAUGAGUCGAACCCCGCCAGGAUCGAGGAGGAGAACGACUCGAAUUCGGGAGAGGAGCGGGAGGGCAAGAAGCGUUCGACCACUGGACAAAGAAGCUCCGACCGCAGCGCAGAACGCACCUCGCCCGCCUUCGGAUUCAACCGACUGGAGCUGCGGUCCAAGCAGUUCAAGUCGAAGCCCAUACCCAUCGGAGCCCAUCACACGGUCAGUGGCCACGAGGCGAUGGACCUGGCCAAGCGGCUGAACGAGGAGCUGGCCUCGCAGCAGCAGCAGCAGCAACAGCAGCAGCAGAACCAGCAGCUCCGCCCCAUCAGUCCGGACAUCCGGGCGGUGAGCCCCGACUGCGAGCCGCGCUCCCGGAGCUUCGAGCAGCGUCCCUCCUCCGGCGUCUGCGCCAAGGAGCCGGUGGCUGCACCUCCAGACUUCGGAGAGAGAGACUUUCAGGCCUCAACUUCUGAAUUCGGGGACAUGGCCCAGGCUCGUACGCCCGAAUUCGGCGAGAUAGCCCAUGCUCGAGUGGGCGUGGCCGGCAACUCGGAAGGAGGAGCUCACUCAAAGGCCGGAGUACGUACGGCCUUCCAGAUUCGGGUCACGAACAGUUUGUCCUUCUUCAAAAUAGACUCCUCGACGAACGAGCUGCCCUUGUCGGACAUCGACUUCUCGCUGCACCCAGCCACGCCCCAAUGCGGUCCGAUGUCGCACAAACGCCUCCACGUGCUGACCAUGCGGCGCAUGGAGAGCUGCGACGAGGGCGACGACCUCGAGCAGCUGCGCCACCUGCCGCAGAUCUCGCCGAUGGCCACCAACGAGCGUCCGCUGAGCUCGUGCAACUGCAACUGCAGCGGCUCGGCCUCGCAUGCGCACUCGCACUCCAAGAGUCUGAUGGACUUGGGCCAGGCGACAACGGCGGCGUCUUCGCCACCAGAAGCUGGCCAGGAUUCGGAGGCGGGUGGAGAGCCGACAGCGGCGGCGGCGGAGGUGAGUGCCAGCAGCUUCGACGAUGACUUCCAGUUGUCCAGCUCGGCACCGGCCAUCCUGAUGAGCUCGCACUUUGGCCAACGGCCCGCGGUGGCUACUCUGUCGCCCAUGACCCAUGCCACCACCUCUCCAACGGCCUCCACCCUGCGGCUCUGCCACGACAUGGACAAGGCAUCGGCAUCGGCUUCGUCUUCGGCUUCAGCAUCUGCCCAGCGCAAGGCCACCAGUAGCUCCUGUGGCCAGCUGUCCAUGCCGGCGUCGGCUCCUGUUGUGGCAGAAAACCCGUUUCGCUUCACUGUUUCGUCAGUGGGUGCGCCAUCAGCGCCACCUAGCGGCGUUUUUGUGAGCUGCUUCGAGCCCAUCGAAGAGCUGGUCACGCCCACUUCGGAGGCGGAAGCAAGGCCAUCGCAGCCAGAGCCGCAAGUGGUCUACAACUUGCCCACGUUGCUGAUAACGGGCACCGCAAGUAGCACAGAACUGACGAGCUCGAGCAGCUCAAGUAGAACGACAGUUACAACAACAGCUUUCACAAUGGGUACACCAACAGAUAGAAAGAUAUCCAAAGAUGAAGCUAUACUAACAGAAAUAGACAGAAGUACAGAGACAGCAACUAGUGCAGCAACUGAUACAGAAACCGAUACAAAAACAGAUAUAACAAUAGAUUCACCAACGGUUACAGCGAAAGAUACACCAACGGUUACACCAACAGAUACAGCAACGGGCACGGGAAAAGGUACACCAGCGGGUACACCAACAAUUACAGCAACCGAUUUCACAAAAGGUAUAAAGAGUGUCACACCAACACACACAGCUUCUCCAACAGCCAGCCCCACAUCCUCACCCACAUUUACACCACAACCCACCACCACCACCACCACAACAACAACAGCAGCAGCUGCAGCUGCAGCAGCAGCAGCGGCUUUGUUUGAUAAUACAACAACAAUGUCUUCUAAUCAACCAUUUACUAACCAAUUCCAAUCGAUCGAUCCCACCUCAAACGCCGCACCACACCAACAUCACCACCAAAACUCGACAACGAUCACCAAUCAACAACCACAACCACAACCGCAACCACAACAAUCAUGCACCAUCAACAAUACACUGAACGAAAACACCACCGCCACUGCCACUGCCACGAAUACAAAAACAAAUACCAACACCACUACCACGACCCCGUCUUGUUGUACCAAUACCAUCGCCACAGAUAGCCAAGUCUCGGUGUCGGUUUCGGCCUCGGUGUCAUCGGCCAACUCGUCCACCUCGUCGCGUCGCCAAAGACACAGUAUUGCCGGCCAGAUGUCCUAUAUGAAAAUGUUGGGUUUCGGUGGUUUUAGCAAAAAGAUGGCCACCAGCACAAAUAGCCUUUUCAGCACCGCCGUCAUCAGCGGCAGCUCGUCCGCUCCCAAUCUCCGCGACAUGAUACCGGUCUCGUCGUCCGGGUUUGGCGAUGUGCCACCAAUCCGACCGCUUGAGACGCUGCACAACGCCCUGUCCCUGCGUAAGCUGGACAGCUUCCUGCAGGACAUGAUCCUGGCGCAGAUCUUCAAGACGCCGACAGGAUCGCCGCCACGUGGCUUCGCCAAGAGCACCUUGCCGGCCGUCUCCUCGAUGACGCUAAAUGCCUCCAAUCAGGCGGAGGCAUUAGUCAGCAAUGAAACGCCGCCUGCGGAAAAGCAGUCAAUUUCUACUACCGCCACUCCGACCUUCGACCGGCGUGGCAGCGAGUCCGGAUCCACAAACAGUCCGCAGCUCCACCCGGAGAGUCAGUGCCCCGACAUCGCCGGAAGCAACUCCUCGGUGAUGCAGCCGUCGGCGGGGAAGAUGCAGCUUUGGCCGCAAGAUAGUCUCCAGGCAGCUGAGGAGGAGGAUAUGUCCCUACCAGAUUUGGAAAUGAAACCGAGCCUGGAUCUUACCAUGGAGAUUAUGGAACAGGGUGCCUCGGCAGCUCCCGCUGUCUUCGAGCCCAUGAACAGAAUGGAAUCUGGCGAGGAGGCGGCGGGCGGGGGAAUCUUCUUGAGCGUCUGCGAGGAGCAGGAAGGCGGCAGCACCUGCCUCACGCCAGUCAGCUUCGGCAUGGAUCUGGACCUGAGCAUGGUGGCCAACAAGGGCUCCAUGACCUUGUCUGUGGAUGGAUUCGAGGACGACGAGGAUGCCACUUUGUCGGCGGCGACAACACCUUCUCUGCCGGCGGACUGUGAGCCGCGACUGGAGACCUGCUACUGUUGUCCCAUCCACGCGGAAGGUCCUCCCGAGGUGCCCAGUGACGAUCCGCGCUUUGGCUUCGCCCUGCCGGUCCGCGUCACCCAGGCUUCGCCGGAGCACGUGCGACCCGUCCGCCGAGCCCACGAUCCCGUGUCGCCGCGGAUCCAGAAGCAGAUCAGCCUGUUCGAGGGCACCGCGGCCCAGGCUGCCGGCCAGGAGAAGGCCGACUCGAGCGGCUCGGUGGGGGCCGGGGCGGCCCUGCACGCCUCCAUCAACCUGCCCACCGCCGGGCCGCAGCAUCUGCGCCACGAUGCCCGGCUGCGCAAGUUCGAGAACCUCACGCAGUCCACCUCGAACUCGAACUUCCCCUUCGAGAGCAACACCCUCAAGCGGGUGCCCAUGCAGGCCACCGACGACUACGCCAACGUGAGCCACACGCAGAGCUGCAUCAACCUCAAGAGCGGCAGCAGCGGAGUCCUCGGGGGAUCCCCGCAGCAUCAGAGAGGAGGAUCCAGUGGAGGAGGAGGAGCACCUGGAGCAAGCGGAGCUGCUGGUGGAGUGCCGCCGGAUCGGGAGCCACCGCGAGCCCACUAUGGACGGAUGAUCAACGCCUGCUGCUCCGCCUCGGCCUCGCCGUCCCCCUCGCCUUCUCCUUCGCCGGGAGCGCUGAUUGUCAAGGAGCGGUUCAUCGAACCGCCGAAGCGGGGCGUCGUGCGCGGAUAUCACGGCAAGACGCAGUCCAUGGACGCCGACUUCCUGUUCAACGAGUUUCUGCUGCUGCCGGCCAUGUCGCCCGCCAAGCUCUCGUUUGAUAGCACCGAUAUCGAUCAGGCCAGCGAUGACGAGGCGCCCAGCGCCUCCAAGCCGUGCCACUCUUAACUUUCGAAAUAAAAUUCUCAAAGCACUCGCACUCUCUUAAGCCACGCCUAUCUCACUCGAACAAGCUGCUGUUACUGCGGGCGCUAUCGGAAAAAUCGUCAUCGCUAUCGAGGGUGUUAUCGCAUAUAUCGACUCGCUGUCGGGCUCUUUAAUCUUAAUCAAACUGUUUGUUGUUGUUGGGCCAAGAAAAUAAAUAUAAAAGGCUAAUCUCUAUUUUUUGUCCGUAAA
Messenger RNA from Drosophila ficusphila, 8754 nucleotides. Its product is annotated as inositol hexakisphosphate and diphosphoinositol-pentakisphosphate kinase. Gene Ontology annotation, cellular component: cytosol. Lineage: Eukaryota; Metazoa; Arthropoda; Insecta; Diptera; Drosophilidae. Gene Ontology annotation, biological process: inositol phosphate biosynthetic process; inositol metabolic process. The coding region runs from base 1219 to 8526 and encodes 2435 amino acids. The record is from RefSeq and is a predicted model, not a curated record. Gene Ontology annotation, molecular function: 5-diphosphoinositol pentakisphosphate 1-kinase activity; inositol hexakisphosphate kinase activity; diphosphoinositol pentakisphosphate kinase activity. The transcript is spliced from 15 exons.